Messenger RNA from Eupeodes corollae, 962 nucleotides. Its product is annotated as serine protease snake-like. The coding region runs from base 1 to 942 and encodes 313 amino acids. The record is from RefSeq and is a predicted model, not a curated record. The transcript is spliced from 8 exons. Gene Ontology annotation, biological process: proteolysis. NCBI's taxonomy places the organism in Eukaryota, Metazoa, Arthropoda, Insecta, Diptera, Syrphidae. Gene Ontology annotation, molecular function: serine-type endopeptidase activity.
AUGUGCAACAGCUGUAGUUCAAAACAAGACGCCAGCCGGCCGGCCGCCAUUACCGCCGCCGGAGCGGGCGCAAUGUAUCACAAAGCUCGUGACACUAUUGACACUAGUAAACGCAUGUUUCCACACACCCAUGUGUUUUCAAAUACCAUCAUUGAUCGUGACUCGAUCAAUAAAUUUAAUAUAACAACUUGUCUGCGAGCACAAAAUACAAAUAAUGUUCUUCCGGAGGAAAUAAAUCUGCCAGAUGGAAGUCGUUUCUAUGGAUUUUUGGUCAAAAUUGGAUGGACCUCUGAUUUGGGGGAAGUAUCAUUUCAUUGUGGUGGGACUUUGAUUUCAGAGAAAUUUGUUCUUUCUGCUGCUCAUUGUAUGGCUUAUGAACGACCUUUGUACAAAAGUCAACCGGAUAUCGUACGUAUUGCUGAACGUUUAAGCGGGGGAAAAAUUACUGGCGAAGACAUUAAAAUUGCCAACAUAAAUACACAUAUUUUGUAUGGGGAAUUAAAUAUGUAUGAUGAUAUUGCAAUCAUUGAAUUGGAGGAAAAAUCAAAAAAUCAACCAGCAUGUAUUUGGAUCGGAGCAGGGUUGCCAACAUCACCUCUAUUUGCUUUGGGACAUGACUUAAGAAAUCAUGGAAAACAACAAAUCAUGAGUCUAAAAUUAGUUAAAAGUGACGAUUGUGAUCGAAGAUAUUCGCCAUCGAGAAAACUUCCUAAUGGAAUAAUUGAAUCCCAAUUCUGUGCUGGAAGUUCAAAUAUAACAGAAGGUGAUAAAUGCAAGGGUCAUAUUGGAGGUCCGCUUUUGACGCAAUUGGAAGAAUCAUCAGAUGAAGUUUAUGUUGUUGGUCUAACAAAUUAUGGACAAAGAUGUUCAUCAACAGACUUCCCUAAUAUCUAUACGAAAAUAUCUUUCUACAAAGAUUGGAUAUUAGAUAAUGUAAAAUAAAAAACUAAUUAAAACUUUUA